Molecule: messenger RNA, 2341 nt
Organism: Xiphias gladius (swordfish)
Lineage: Eukaryota; Metazoa; Chordata; Actinopteri; Istiophoriformes; Xiphiidae
Gene: leo1
Product: LEO1 homolog, Paf1/RNA polymerase II complex component
Exons: 14
Coding region: 45-1982 (645 amino acids)
Biological process (GO): transcription elongation by RNA polymerase II; positive regulation of transcription elongation by RNA polymerase II
Cellular component (GO): Cdc73/Paf1 complex; nucleus
Molecular function (GO): RNA polymerase II C-terminal domain phosphoserine binding
Source: RefSeq, a predicted model, not a curated record
UCUCCUUCCUGCAGGUCACGAUUCGCUGCUGCAGCUCGGCAGAAAUGGCGGACAUGGACGAAUUGUUCGGGAGCGACGGGGACAGCGACAAUGAUCAGCGAGAGUCCGGCUCUGGUUCCGGUUCAGACUCGGAGCAGGAGAGACCUCGAUCUGCCAGCAACGCCUCAGGCAGUGGCAGCGACAGUGAGAGGGAACGGGAUGACGACGAUGAUGAAGAGGACGGCCAGGAGGCUGGAAAACCCAGUAUGAAUAAGGAGCUGUUUGGAGACGACAGCGAGGACGAGCAACACAGCCAACGCAGCGGCAGCGACAACCAGUCCGACCGGUCGGGGAAUCAGUCGGAAGCCAGCAUGCACUCCGACCAGGGGGACAACGAUCACUCUGACGCAGAGCAGCACAGCGGCUCGGAGCGUGGCCAUCGAGAUGAGGACGAGGACGACGAGGACGGGGUCCACCGCUCAGAUGGAGGGAGCCCCGCCGGCAGCGGGAUGUCUGGAGCAGGGAGCCCUCGCUCUGAGAGAGGCAGUGUCCGUUCAGACAGAAGUGUGCACAGUGAUCCUGGGACUCCACAGUCGGGGCCGGCUACUCCUCACACUGACGGAGAAGCUUCUGGCCGGGAGAACCAGUCGGACGAUGAGAAGUGGGGAGGAGGCGCUAAGAGCGACCAGUCAGAGGAUGAGGAGGAGAAACGUCAUUACUCUGAUGAAGAAAGAGAGAACUCUGAUGACGAGGGGCCGAGGAACAGGAAGUCAGAGUCGGCAAAGGGCAGUGAUAGUGAAGAUGAUUUCAUCAGACAGAAAACCAAAGCAAAAGCUGCGUCUGAUUCAGACUCAGACAGUGAUAUUGGAACAAAGAAAACAAAGAAAACUGCAGCAGACGACCUGUUUGGAGAGGCUGACGACAUCUCUUCAGACAGCGAUGCAGAGAAGCCUCUGACCCCGGGACAGCCCCUGGAUACGGAGGAUGGGAUGGAGGGGGAGCAGGCAGAGGAAGAGCCUGCGCCUGAAACUCGGAUUGAAGUAGAGAUCCCAAAAGUCAGCACCGACCUGGGCUCUGACCUUUACUUUGUCAAGCUGCCAAACUUCUUGUCUGUGGAGCCCAGACCCUUUGAUCCUCAGUACUAUGAGGAUGAAUUUGAGGACGAAGAAAUGCUGGAUGAAGAGGGACGGACCAGGCUCAAACUGAAGGUGGAGAAUACAAUUCGGUGGAGAGUCAAGAGAGACGAGGAGGGAAAUGAAACGCGAGAGAGCAACGCGCGCAUCGUCAAGUGGUCUGAUGGCAGCAUGUCCCUCCACCUGGGGAACGAAGUGUUUGACGUUUACAAAGCUCCUCUGCAGGGAGACCACAACCACCUGUUCAUCCGACAGGGCACUGGACUGCAGGGACAGGCUGUGUUCAAAACCAAACUUACAUUCAGGCCCCACUCCACAGACAGCGCCACCCACAGGAAGAUGACUCUGUCUCUGGCUGACCGCUGCUCCAAGACACAGAAGAUCAGAAUCCUUCCGAUGGCUGGGCGGGAUCCCGAGUCGCAUCGCAACGAAAUGAUAAAGAAAGAGGAGGAGCGGCUGCGAGCUUCUAUCCGCAGAGAGUCCCAGCAGAGGAGGAUGAGGGAGAAGCAGCACCAGAGGGGCCUGAGCAGCAGCUACCUGGAGCCCGACCGCUAUGACGAUGAGGAGGAGGGCGAGGAGGCAAUCAGCCUGGCAGCCAUCAAGAGCAAAUACAAGGGAGGAGGAGGCCUGAGAGAGGAGCGAGCGAGGAUCUACUCAUCAGAUAGUGAUGAAGGCUCUGAUGAGGAUAAAGCCCAGAGGCUGAUGAAGGCCAAGAAGCUAGACAGUGAUGAGGAGGGUGAGGGAUCAGGCAAGAGAAAGGCAGAGGACGACGAGGAAAUGGCCACCAAGAAGGCCAAGAAAUAUGUCAUCAGCGACGAAGAGGAGGAGGAGGAGGAGGAGGAAGAGGAGGAGGAGGAGGAUGAUGAAUAAUUCACUUCUUUUUUUUUAAAAAUCAUACCACUGUACUACCAGUGCUCAGCCUACAUGGCAUAUAAACAGCCAUAUUUGGUUUUGUAUAUUUUCUUAAGACCUGUGUGUGGGUGAGUGUGUUCGCGUGUCUGAUUGUGUGUUUGCUUGUUUAUGUUGUGUAUAGCAGAGGUGAGAAAUAAAGAAAUGUUUUGUCUUAUGUAACCGAAGCUUCCCGAGCCCCUUUAUCUUUUUUAACAGUGUGAUUCAUGCAUAUGAAUCACACUGUUGUGAGGUUAUGAAACACGCUGCUCUGUCCAUUUUCCAAACAUAAGGGAAGUUAAUUGGAUGUGUGCUGUGGCUUGAUUAAAGAUUAAAUUAGG